Hemibagrus wyckioides is the source of this 2666-nucleotide messenger RNA. It is a transcript of the gene smpd5, whose product is annotated as sphingomyelin phosphodiesterase 5. Lineage: Eukaryota; Metazoa; Chordata; Actinopteri; Siluriformes; Bagridae. Gene Ontology annotation, cellular component: cytoplasm; extracellular region. The record is from RefSeq and is a predicted model, not a curated record. Gene Ontology annotation, molecular function: sphingomyelin phosphodiesterase activity. Bases 310 to 2004 code for a protein of 564 amino acids. The transcript has 8 exons. Gene Ontology annotation, biological process: sphingomyelin metabolic process.
AACCGCUGGAGAGAGAGAGAGAGAGAGAGAGAGAUUGUGUGUGAGUGAGAGAGAGAGAGAGAGAGAGAGAGAGGAGGGAACGAGUCUAACUGCAGUCGGUGUCCCGUUCUCGUGCUGAUUGUGAUUCACAGGAAGAUGAAAGUCGUAGCUCGUGCUUAAACACGCGCGUUUUGGAGCAGCGACUUAAACCGAGCCUCAGUCAGGGUGAUGAAUUGGCUGCGGGCUGGAAGUUUGGACGUGGUGGACGGGAGAUGAUCGGACGUGUCCUGAGCUGCUGCGUGUCCUUGUUGCGGUGUUGUGAGACGAGGAAUGCCUCUGAGAGAGUCUGCCUUCCCUAAUGGCUUCGUCGAGGCUCUUCACGCCCUGGGAUGGGGCCUCAUCUUCCCCUGUUUCUGGUUCCUGGACCGUCUCAUUGCCGUGUGUGUGUCCAUCACGCCGGAGCGCAGGCGGAGACUGGAGGAAGAGUGCUACCUCCACCCUCUCGAGGUCUUUUUUGGCUUCUUGCUCUUCCUCCUCCUGUUCAUCAUCUCGGCGCCGUUCGCUUUGCUGGGUUUCCUGUUGUGGGCACCACUCCAGUGCGCUCGCCGUCCCUUCUCUUACAUGCGGCGGGAGGUGACGAUUAAGCUGCAGGACCGGAACGCCGGAUGGGAGGAGUCUGGAAAGGUGACGUUUGUGCUUUUAAGUGCUAAUGUGUGCCUCCUGCCCGGGGGCCUGGCGCGCUUUAAUAACCUAGCUCACACGCAGCAGCGGGCGCUCCUCAUCGGACGCAACAUCGUCCAGGGCGUGAGCCGGCCGCAUAUCCGCAUUUUCGUUGACUCGCCAAGUAGCUGCGGAGCCUUGAGCCCGUCCUCCAGCCUACUGAAUGCUGGCUCCGCCUCCUACGGCACCGUUAACGCUCAGACACAGCCGGCAACACAGGAACAGGAUGGAGACGUUUCUAAAAAUUCACCGACAGAGGAACAAGCCAUGGAUGCUGAUAAAGAAAACCCGCAAAAGUCCAGUGAUGGUGCCGUGGCGAGCAAUCACACGCACGAACUCCAAGUGAACGGGAGCCACGUGAAGCCUUCACGAGCGUUACACACACCCCUGGAGGUCUCAGCUCUGUUUCCUGCCAAUGUGGACAUCCUGUGCCUGCAGGAAGUGUUUGAUAAGAGGGCGGCGGCCAAGCUGGCUGAGGUUUUGUCUCCGCUCUUUGGUCAUAUCCUGUAUGACGUGGGCGUGUACGCCUGCAGCUCCGGCUCUGGCUUCAAGUUCUUCAACAGCGGCUUGUUGGUGGCCAGUCGCUACCCGGUGAUGGAGGCGCAGUACCGCUGUUUCCCCAAUGGACGAGGAGAGGACGCUCUCGCUGCUAAGGGCCUUCUCUCUCUGAAGGUACAAACAGGAUUGGAGAAGGGAGAGAAGAAGCUGGUGGGGUUUGUUAACUGCACUCAUCUUCACGCUCCAGGAGGAGAAGGAGCGGUUCGAUGUGAGCAGAUGGACAUGAUCACCAAGUGGAUCGAGGAGUUCCAGACCACCAGCAGGCAGCCGGACGAGGCGGUGGUGUUUGACCUGCUCUGUGGAGACUUCAACUUCGACAACUGCUCUCCAGAUGAUGAUCUGGAGCAGAAGCACACCCUGUUUAAUGACUACACGGAUCCGUGCAGAGCCGCAGCGGGACGAGAGAAACCCUGGGCUAUAGGGACUCUGUUACAGCAGCCCACGCUGUACGACGAGGACGUGAACACUCCUGAUAAUCUGCAGAGGACUCUGGAAAGUGAAGAGUUGCGUAAACUGUUCUUGGCACCUCCUGUCCCCCGGGGCGACACCCCUCUUGAGUACCCUGAACCCGGGGAGGCCUGGGUGGGCCGCCGCAUCGACUACCUCCUCUACAGAGAGAGCACACUAACUGACCGCUGCCACACGGAAGUUGAGGAGUUUACGUACAUCACUCAGCUGGCUACUUUAACAGAUCACAUCCCCGUGGGUCUGAGACUCGGCGUCACGCUCGACUCCUCAGGCUCUUGAGCUUGAGCACACACACACAUGGGCACACAUACACGGACACACACACACACAGACACGCGCACACACACGGACACACACAUACACACGCACAAACACACACACAGACGCGCACACACACGGACACACACAUACACACGCACAAACACACACACACAUGGACACACACAUACACACGCACAAACACACACACAUGGGCACACACACACGGACACACACGCACAAACACACACACACAGACAUGCGCUCACACACGGACACACACAUACACACACACACAAACACACACACACUUCACACACUGCUGCUGUUCCAGGUCAGGGGAAUAAAAUGUCCAAUGUUUUAUAUAUCAGUAGCUAAAUCCUGAUUCUCUGUGAUUUUAUCUUUAUCAGGUGAGAGUUCUGUUGGGUCUGACGUUAUAAAGACACCUUCAUGGUUUGGGAUUUAUAAAUAUUAACUGAAUGAAAUGAAAUGAAAUGAAAGUUUUUGCACUCCUGCAGCAUGGAAACUGUAUUAAAGUCCUUACCUCCUGCAUGGUUUAGAAUCCACUAAGAGGCACAGACUUCAACUGCAAUAAAACACCUUUUCUUAUUUAGGGUUUUUGCUUUUUUUUUCAUGCACUCUUUGAUGAUUGAUGUAAACUAUUUUAAUAAAAUGUGACACUU